AUGGAACUAUUGAGGCGUGAUCGUCCAACGCGAGGUGGGGACGUGUUGCUCUGCUAUCAUAAUAGCUUGGAAUGCGAGCAAAUUGAGUGCCCGUUCGCUGCUUCAGAUCCGUUAUGGUGUAAAUUGAAGCUAACACAACACGAUAUCGGGCUAAUCGGUGUAGUUUAUCGCCCUCCUUCAUCAACAGAUUCAUCAAAUGAGACUUUGUUGCAAACAAUGUCCUACGUCUUGUCAUUGAAUUUCACCUACGUCCUUGUUAUGGGUCACUUCAACGGUCCAAAGCUGAGCAACGGAACUACAUUGUGUACGCCAUUUGAACGACAAUUGAAGCAGUUCAUCCAGUCACAUCCGUAG
Molecule: messenger RNA, 354 nt
Organism: Echinostoma caproni
Lineage: Eukaryota; Metazoa; Platyhelminthes; Trematoda; Plagiorchiida; Echinostomatidae
Source: the annotation of a GenBank genome assembly